CGCACCCUGGAUCAGUGUUGGUUUCGGUGGUGUUAGUUGUUAGUUGAGACAAGCUCUGAUGAGUUGGUGAUAUUACAAUGCCUACAGGACAGUUGUCACCCCCGCAUACGCCACCGCCUUUGCAGCACAAGAUGUACCAGAGACCGGUGGACAUGGAAGCUGUCAGCAGCAUCCUCUCUUAUGGCUACCUGGGCAAGAAGAAGCGUGCUGCAGUAAGCAGCAGGUUGGAGUCAGCACUGCCUACUCCUCAGCCAUCAGACUCAGAUAGUGAUGAAGCUGAGCUGCCACUGAGAAAGCGACUCUGCCUUGAGGAGAGAGACUGUGAACUAGCUAGGCUCUUGAUGUCAAGCACGCCUCCUCGCACCCCAAGCCCUGCCGAGCACAAAGUCACAUCAGUUCCUGUCUCUGUCAUCAUGAAAGUCAACAAGGACGGUGUGUGCUCCUCUGAACCAUUCGCUAAGGAUUCUUCCUCCAAUGUACACGCACCCAAUGACUCCAAUUAUUCUCUCGAUGUCUGUGAUAUCUUCAACGAAAGCUAUAAUUCUUCAAUAGCAAUCAGCAAUAACACUUUACCCACUCCUGCCAACAGAUUUGUGUCUUCCCAAAAUAUAUUGAAGAGUAUUAAAUUUAAGAUGAGUACCCGCAAAGAGGAGAUUAUUGUUGAGAAUAAGGAUACUUUCCGGGAGUCUUCUGCUGUAUUGAGUGGAUGUUCUUCUCAGUCACCUGUCUCACCGCCAUCGAUGAACAUCCAUGAGACCAGCAGGCUCAAGCCUGCCCCCGCGCCACCAUCUCCUCACCGAUCACCCAGCUCCCCCCAGAGGAAUGUCGCCAUCGCUCCCAAGCCUUACUACCCGAUCGUCACUGUCCCGGACACUCAAACAGUAAUUCUCACUGGGGGAACUCUCAUACCCGUCAACAACCCGAGACCUUUCAUCCAGUCUCAGGUUUCAGGAUCAUUCAUCCCUGUGUCUGCUGCUUCCAAGGUUCCCAGCCAGACGACACCCUUGACCCAUGUCAUGCUGUCACCCCCUGGUUCGCCGGAAAUGCCCAAGAUAUGUCCAUCUUUUGUGUUCUUUGCGGCCAACUCUCCUGUUGAAGACAAAGACCCAGCGGCCGACCCAAGGCGAAGGAUCUUUGAAUGCGAGUUCGAGGGUUGCGGCAAAAACUACUUCAAGAGUUCUCACCUGAAGGCUCACAUGAGGACUCAUACAGGAGAGAAGCCGUUUGUUUGCCAGUGGCCAGACUGUGGUCGUCGUUUCUCGCGUUCAGAUGAACUCUCCAGGCACAAACGGACGCACACUGGAGAGAAAAAGUUUGUCUGCACAGUUUGCAGCCGACGCUUCAUGCGCUCAGAUCACUUGGCCAAGCACGCCAAACGCCACACCAAAGACUCCCCCCUCCCCACCUCCCCCAUGCAAAUCAGUCUUGUUAUUCCUGCUCAAGCUGCGGUUUAAAUUGUCUAUACCGACAUCACCUAAGUAUUCCUAUAAUACUCAAGGGCUUGUACAAACGCAAUAUUAGAGUUUCCCAGUCUUCCUAUUUUUACUUAAGGAGUCUUCAAAAUUGUAUCAGUUAAGGGGUCUUGAUGGGAUUUAAUUGAAUGCAUGUAGGGUUUUGUUUUCUGGGUAAUGAGUGAUACAAGGGGUUUCUCGGGGGUAUUCUCAUAUUUCAUCUAUCAUUGUCGAGCUUGUGGCCAUUAAUGUUAUGUAAUCUUUGCAAACAAGUCAAUAAAUGAUGUAUUGAUCCAGCAGAGAUAGCCAGCCAUAUCGAGAUUGCCAUUAAGUGCCAAAAGGUCAACUGUAAAAUUGAUUAGAUCAUAAAUUGAUUUCUAUCCUACAUGCAUAUUAUGUUGAGUUUGUGCAUUUCUAAAGUAAUUUUGUACCUGAAGUAUUGACGAUAGCACUAGUUUUAAGAUGUACAUUUGAUAAUUGUGAUAAUCAGAGACCUAACAGUUUGUUUUACACACUUUCUGUUCUAAUUUAAGGUUUUAUUUUGUUCCUAUUUCUUUUAUAACUUAUAAUUAUAAAAACAUAUUCCUACCAUUCCUCAUUUUUAGUAGUAGUUAUAAUUUUAUCGUGUUUUUUUUUUAUAUAAAAGCAUAAAUAAUUUAAAGAAUCAAAAUGUUUUUUUCCUGAAGUCAUAGAACAAAACUGUCAUAUUUGUGAACUUUAAACUAUUUUAUAUUUUUAAAUUGUAACUAUGAAUAUUUUUAGUCUCUUCCACUGCUUGAACAGUCAAAUAGUGAAUGGUCAGUAAUCAAAACUCCUUACAGCCUCAUCUUUGCAUAGUUACAUAGUUUUGAUAUUUCAACUUUCCUCACUCGAAUUGUGAUAUUUGUGAUUUCAAUGUUAACAGCUUCUUUGAUAGGCUUGAACUUUUCAUAUAAAACCAGACUGCAGAGUUAAUGAAGUAUUUAUUUUGAUUUUUCAGAUGUAAAUAUUGUUAUAGAUUAGAAAAUUUAUUAUUUCUAUAAACUUUGUUUAGUGUUCAAGAUGUUAUUUUGUAGGAAAUGUUUAUUUUAAUGGUCAUUUUGUUGUCGCAAUCAGACAUCACCUUAUUUAUUAAAAUGAAUGAAUUU
Macrosteles quadrilineatus (aster leafhopper) is the source of this 2578-nucleotide messenger RNA. Its product is annotated as Krueppel-like factor 10. Bases 78 to 1454 code for a protein of 458 amino acids. NCBI's taxonomy places the organism in Eukaryota, Metazoa, Arthropoda, Insecta, Hemiptera, Cicadellidae. The transcript is spliced from 4 exons. Gene Ontology annotation, biological process: regulation of transcription by RNA polymerase II. The record is from RefSeq and is a predicted model, not a curated record. Gene Ontology annotation, molecular function: RNA polymerase II cis-regulatory region sequence-specific DNA binding; DNA-binding transcription factor activity, RNA polymerase II-specific.